This is a messenger RNA of Elgaria multicarinata webbii, 1074 nucleotides long. RefSeq names its product gastrulation brain homeobox 1 (gene GBX1). The coding region runs from base 1 to 1074 and encodes 357 amino acids. NCBI's taxonomy places the organism in Eukaryota, Metazoa, Chordata, Lepidosauria, Squamata, Anguidae. Gene Ontology annotation, biological process: regulation of transcription by RNA polymerase II; regulation of nervous system development. The transcript has 2 exons. Gene Ontology annotation, cellular component: nucleus. Gene Ontology annotation, molecular function: DNA-binding transcription factor activity, RNA polymerase II-specific; RNA polymerase II transcription regulatory region sequence-specific DNA binding. The record is from RefSeq and is a predicted model, not a curated record.
AUGCAGAGACCCAGCGGCCAAGGCGCUGCCUUCUCCAUCGACUCUCUGAUCGGGCACUCGCCGCCGGCGCCGCGCUCCGGGCCCUUGCUCUACACCGGCUACCCGAUGUUCAUGCCCUACCGCCCGCUGGUGCUGCCGCACGGGCCCCUGCAGACGGCGGCCGGGCUGCCCCCGCUGGCGCCGCUUGCCUCCUUCGCCGGCCGCCUCACCAACUCCUUCUGCGCCAGCCUCGGCCAAGCCGUCCCGUCCAUGGUGGCGCUGACCACCGCCCUGCCGAGCUUCGGGGAGCCCCCCGACGGCUUCUACCCAGCGCAGGAGCUGCCCGCCGCGGGGCGAGGCAACACCGAGCCGUCCUGUCGCAGGCGGAGUGCGGCUGAGAGCCUGGAGAGCGAGGAGCUGUCCCCCGGGCGGGACAAAGGACCCCCGGAGCCGCAGCUCCACUUCUCGGAGCCCUUUCCGGGCAUGGCAGAAGGAAAGACCUACAGCUCGGACGAGGAGAAGCUGGACGGGCGGACCGGCGAGGCGGCGUGCAGCAGCGGGCGGGAGGAGGACGACAGCUCGGCGGAGGCGGAGAGCGAAGAGGAGCCCUUCCUGGACGGGGCGGGCGGCGGCGGCGGCGGCGGCGGCGGCGGCCCUCUGGGGGGCAAGGCCAGGGCCAAGCGCGCCCCGUGCGAGCCCGCGGGCCCCGCCGCCGCCGCCGCCAGCGCCGCGGGCGUCGGGGGCUCGGCGGCGCCGUCCUCGGCGGCGUCAGGGCCGGGCAAGAGCCGGCGGCGGCGCACGGCCUUCACGAGCGAGCAGCUGCUGGAGCUGGAGAAGGAGUUCCACUGCAAGAAGUACCUGAGCCUGACGGAGCGCUCGCAGAUCGCGCACGCGCUCAAGCUCAGCGAGGUGCAGGUGAAGAUCUGGUUCCAGAACCGGCGCGCCAAGUGGAAGCGCAUCAAGGCCGGCAACGUCAGCGGCCGCUCGGGCGAGCCCGUCCGCAACCCCAAGAUCGUGGUGCCCAUCCCCGUGCACGUCAACCGCUUCGCAGUGCGCAGCCAGCACCAGCAGCUGGAGCAGGGCCAGCGGCCCUGA